AUCGCCCAAGCAUAGCGAGGCGACGUGGACACGCUGCCUUGGUAGGAGGGUGGUGAGGGUGGACGGAGUCUUUCGUGGAGCCACGGGGCGUCCACCACUACUCCACCCAUUCGAACUCGCCCCCAAGGGUCGAUCGUUGCCGAUUGCUUUUUGAAAGGAGGCCGCCGCCGCCGCCGUCGUCCCAGCGACUCUUCGUCCUUCGCUGAUCCACUCGCAAAACAUGGACGCCUCGGGUCGCCACCACGGCAGCGGCGGUCGUGGAAGGAGCUCGCGUGAGCACCUGUAGGCACGAUCUGACUGGCGCAGCAUGCAGGGGCUGACCUUGCAGCAAUAAAAAGGCAGCCCCUGUGGUUCUGGGUCUCGUCAGAGCACCUCAACCCGGAAUCUAGACAAGACCUCCUCCUCCUUGCAGCCAACCAUGAGCUGGUUCAACACGUCACACCUGUCCAGCUUUGCCAAGCAGGCGCUGUCCACGGCCCAGAAAUCCAUCGACCGCGUGCUCGACAUCAAGGAGGACGGACUUUCGUGGGACGGCGGCAACGCUCCCAACCUCCUGCUGGACGGUCCGGGGAGCGUGAUUGGGUCCGGGGGCGAGGCAUGGGGCAGCUCCUCCGAGUGGGGCACGGCACCGCACUCGGAGGAAGCCGACGACCUCUCCCCCGCCAUCACCACGCCCGUGUCGCGCACCCUGAACGAAGACACGGACAGCUUCUUCAGCGCAUUUCUCACGGGAGAGCAGGACACGUCCUCGCCCAGGCCUGGAGGCAACAGAGUGAAGGAGAAGGACGGGAUGCCCAGCGCUGAUGAGAAAAAGUCAGAAGAGCCGAAAGUGGCGCAGAGAGGGAUGCAGCUCGGGAGGAAAUUUGGCAGCAAGGUGCACAAGUCUGCAGCCAGCGAGCCAAGCCAGCAGCCAGUGUCAGGACCGGACACUGCAUCCCAGGCGAGUUCCUUGGAACGGAAGCCAUCCACAGAAUCGCCCGGCGAGGCAGACAGCGGCCUGCCGAGUGAUGAACGCACGGAUGGCUCGGAGAGCAAGAACUUUGGAGAUUUACAGAGCUCGUGGCAGAUGCCCGACACGGACAUGAGCGUCGGUGAGCAAGGUGAAGAAGAAGACGAGGAUGAUACACAGCAGCAAAGUGACGAGUUGGAUGGUAAAGUAGAAGACACGGACAGCUCGUCGAUUAGCAUGGUUCUAGCAGCUGCAGCGGAAGAAUCAACGGAGAUUGUAGAUGAGUGCUCCUACAAUACUGGUGCCACGGCAGAGGAGACAUCGGAUGUGAAGGCACCGCUGAUGGAUGGUGGCAGCGAGGACCGGCAGAGCAAGACUCCGUCACCUCCGGCAGGGCCGCUUUCUUCCGGAACGUCGAGUACGAGUGACAUCGAGGUGCUGGACCAUGAGAGCGUGAAGAGCGAAAACUCGGCGAGCUCACGUGCUGACCACAAGGCCGCGCUCUCCCCGCUCGUUCAGGUGCAGUCCUUCCUGCCGGCACCUGGUGACGAUGACCAGCGCUUGUACGAGAGUGGCAGCUCCUCCACCGACGGCUUCGAGAGGAUCGACUCGGUGAGCGUGCGCUCGCUGGACAGCCGCAGCAUCAGCGAGGUCAACUCGGACGACGAGGUCGGAGGAUCGCGCUUCGCACAGACCCAGCCAGCCUCCUACGACCAUCAGCAGCAGGAGCCGCCGCAGCACGAGGAGCAGCAAUCCGCCGUGGCAGAUUGCGACCGUGUGCCAUUUGAAGGCUGCGUGCCUGCUGACGAGGAUGUUGUGCCGGCUGAAGGCAAGUCCAGUGAGGACGCCUUGGAAGUGUCUGGCUUCAGCCAGCACGACGUGGACAGUGUGGAGGAGAUGGAGCGGAGUACCACGCCGGUGUAUGAGGAGCAGGCGGUCGCUUCAGACACGCAGGCCCUUGGCGAAACUCUGGACCCCACCGCACCAAAACUAGAGGGCGAGGAGGCCGCCUUGGUGAUGUCCGACGUACGGUUGGAUUGCGACGCGGCUGGUGCUGCCCACGAUGCCGCUGCAGCUGCCCUCGCGGCGGAGGAGGCGGCGGCGGCGCCUCAGGAGCAGGCGCAGGUUGUCACGCAGAACAAGCGGACGCCCAGAGGGCUGGAACACCUCUCCCUCGGAUAUGAAAAAAUGGAACUUCAAAAGAUCAUCGACGAGUUGACGCAGAAGCUGGAGCAGCGGGAGGGUCAACUGCUUACCGUUAGCAAAGAGAGGGCUGUGCUGGAAGAGGCGCAGGAUAACCUCCAGGACGAGCUGACCCGACUGCGGGACGAGAGCAGCACAGUGGUGUCGCUGCGCGAGGAGUUCACGCAGCGGAUCGCUGACGCCGAGAGGAAGGCUCAGGCGGCCUGCAAGGAGAGAGACGCCACCAAGAAGGAACUGAAGCUGGUCAAGCAGGAUCUGGCCACACGCUUGAACUCCAACGAAACGGCAGAGCUACUGAGACAGAAGGACGAGCAGGUUAAGGGCCUUCUGGAUGAAGGCGAGAAGCUCUCCAAGCAGCAGCUGCAGACCUCCACCAUCAUCAAGAAGCUGCGCGCCAAGGAGAAGGAGAACGAGGGGCUGCUGUCCAAGCACAGCCGACGCACCCGCGAGCUGGAGGGGGAGCUGCAGCAACUACAGCAGGUGCUGGACGGCAAGGAGGAGGUGGAGAAGCAGCACAGGGACAACAUCAGGAAGCUGAACGCGGUGGUGGAGCGGCAGGAAAAGGAGACGGCGCGCCUGCAGGCCGAGCUGCUCGCGCUGCAGGAGAACAACCGCACGCUCCAGGCUGCAUACGACAACGCCUACAAGGAGCUGACAGAGCUGCACCGCGCCAAUGCGUCGCGCGAAAGCGAAGCCCAGGAGGCCGUGCUGAGCCGCGAGGUGCAGGCGCACGAGCAGAUGCGCCUUGCCCUCGAGCAGCAGCAGGAGGAGGCCAUCCAGCAACACGAGGCGCUGUCCAUGCAGGUGACGGACUUGAGAUUGGCCCUGCAGAGAGCAGAACAACAGCAGGCGAGAAAAGAAGACUACUUCAGACAGGAGCUCAGCGAGAUGCAACAGAGGCUGCAGGAGGCGGAGGGCCGCAACCAGGAGCUGAGCCACGGCGUCUCGACCGCCACGCGCCCGCUUCUGCGGCAGAUCGAGAAUCUGCAGGGCACGCUGAGCGCGCAGUCGGCCUCCUGGGAGAAGCUCGAGAGAAGCUUGUCUGACCGAUUGGCCGAGUCUCAGAUGCAGCAGGCGACGGCCGUGCAGCGUGAGCGCGCAGCCCAGGAGUCGCUCAUGCAGCAGAGCGCACAGCUGUCGGCGCUGGAGUCGCAGAGCGCCAUCCUCCGGCAGGAGCGCGGCCGCCUGCACGGGCAGCUGGACAUGGAGAAGCAGCGGCAGCAUGAGUUGCAGGAGCAGCAGUCAAGAAGCUUGGUGGAACUUGAGACGCUGCGGGAAGAGCACCUGAAGACCUUGGAGGAAGCCAGAAAAGAUAAGACGCUGUUGCUGAGCCAGCUGGAGGUGGAGCGAGCGAAGGUGGACGCGGAAAAGAAGAGGGCGCUGAUCGCUCAGGAAGCCCUCAAGGAGAAGGAACGAAAAGGGUCCCGGGCACAGUCUCUUGAAGGGAUUUCGGUUGUGUUAAGUCACUCAAGCUCCAGCUCAGUCGGCCUCAACGAGAGUGUCAGUGGAACGUCGGCCAGUGCUGUAACGCAGGAGGAAUCGAUCGAGCAGGCGCUGAUGGGUCCUGGAAACGUGUACGAAGCUCUGCGACUGAACGCUGGCUCCAGCGUCAUCGAGAGCCUGCAGUCGCAACUCAAGCAGCGCGAAGGGGAGAUCGCACAGCUCCAGACGGAGAUCGGCAAGCUGGAGCGCACGCGCAUGCUAAUGACGGAGGAGCUCGUGAAGCUGAGCACGCAGAAUGAGGAGCUGCAGGAGAGCGCGGAAGAGGUGCCCAAGCUGAAGGGUCAGCUGAAGGACCUGGAGCAGCGGUACAACACGAUGCUGCAGAUGUAUGGCGAGAAGGCGGAGGAGGCCGAAGAGCUUCGUCUGGACCUGCAGGACAUCAAGAACAUGUACAAGGCUCAGAUUGAGGAGCUGCUGCGACAGAGACCCACGUAGUGCAGGACAUAUCUUGCUGCCGCACACUGGGACAUGUCAGCCUCCUCAACUCCGCCUGCCCUUACUCCCCAUCCCAUGGUGUCUCCUUUUUGGGUGGCCGUGGGAUGAAGAUGUCCAAAAAUACAUUUUUGGAACUUCACCCAAGAGUGACGCGAAUCUAUACUAAUUAUUUGUUGCGGUCAUCAAAGUGACCGCUAACCAGUUAUGGAUCGUACCAUGUUGAGUUUGCCAUUUUAAGUCCAGCCUUCCUCGACAACCCAGAUAAAUCUUUUUUGUCAAAUUCCUUCCCAAUGAAUGUUUUGUUGUUAAUACUGUAGGAUGGUAUCAAUAUGUUGUCAAUACAUCACCACCAGCCCUACUAUUGUCGCAUCUCCUAGUCACAGCUGAAUAUAUCAUCUCAAUACGGAGCUGUGGCUCAAGAUCCCCGUCUGGAGGUGGUUUUCUGGCAGUUCAGUGCUGGCAUGGAGUGUGAUGUCUGCUUUCUCAUCGCCGCCAUUGAUGCCAGAUGCCUCUACAAACAGCACGAGUGAACAUUUGCUCUGCGGCGCGGUAAUGCUCGUAGAUCCAUUGAAAUUUAAGAUCACAGCAUUUCUGCAAAACUCUGAGGCACCCCCAGAGGCAUCUGUUGUAUUGUUCUGUCAUUAACCCAUCAUGCAGGCCUGGAUUUGGAACUGUAUAUUCCAUUCUCUUUGGUUCUUUCAGGUAAAGUCACGCAGGUAUAAAAUAAAUAUAAAUUCCUUAUCAAAAAUGUAAUUAAAUCACGACGUUUCGGAAGCAACACAAGCUUCCGUCAUCAGGUGGGAAAACCACAGCAAGAAAUAAAUUACUGUAGUGGGCAAGAAGCUUGUGUUACUUCCGAAACGUGAUUUAAUUGUUUUUGUUUAUUAUUUAGAAUUUUUUAAAAAUGUUUAAUUUAUUUUAUUUUAUACCUGUGUGACUUUACCGAAAGAACCAAAGAGUAUGGAACAUUGCAGUCACGAAAACUUAAGAUCUAACCUGUAUAUUCCAUUGUUUGAACACAUACACGAUGGCGAGUGCUGUGUGUGAGAAACGCUUUUCCCACAAUCACAUUCCGUUUGCAACAGGGCAGGGCACAAGUAUUUUUUCCCACCAGCGUUCACGGUUAAAACGAGCUCAUGCCAAAAGUCUCUCCCAUGGCGUGAAAUCUGUGGUCACUCACGUCAUCGCAAGAAGCCGCAGACCUAUUUACAUCCGAUCGCUGUGGUACAGUCAUUCAUUGCUCCAGCAGACAUCAUCUUAAGCUGUGGCUGAAGCCCGAUUUUUGGAAGCCUUUUCACUCUUAUACAUCCUUUUCACAAAGCGGUCGGUGAUGUGCUCCAUUAUCACGUCUGCACAGACACUUUUGUCUAUUGUUUUUGUUCUGCUGGCACGUCCAUCGUUUGUAUGUGACCAGAUAUUUUUUUGUUGCUCUCAUGGUGAUGUAGAUUUAUUAUUGAUGCAUUAAAGCGUUAGGUAUUUUUUAUUAGCCCCCCCCCCCUCGUAAAUGCUAAGCUGGUGAAUGGGUUAUGUUUUUAACUGUCAUUGCACUUUUACGGAGAAGUUGAUCUUUUCAAAAGAGAUCAUGAUGGCGCGGUUAAUUCUAUAGCAAGGUUUUGCCGAGUGUUUCGCACGUUGUGUGUGGAACUCGAGCAUAUACAAGCGUCUGCUAUGUAUUAGGGUGUUUGGCCAUGGCUGUAAUAUUCUAGACGAUUCUGCGGUGCAUCCAGUCCAAGUGGGAUUUUUGGAGUGCCAAGGUCUUGUGUGGUCGUUUGGCAUUAAAAUGCAUUUCUCGAUCCACGAUUUUAUGUUUGACUUCAGAAGUGACUGUGUACGGUACUGUACAUAAGAGUGUGUAUGUAUGUGUAUAUAUAUAAAAUCUUGUUAACAUUUGCAGUUGCAUGUCGUGGUUAAUUUGCCAUUAAUAAACAAGGUCUCCUGUCCAAUCCUGACAAUAUAUAGUAUCUAAACAAGUUAUUUUGUGGACAAUGUUCUUCAAUGAGCAUUGUCUAUAGCUAAAUACACGUGCACACACACUUGUGAAUUACUUGAGCUACAUCUGACCUUAGCACUCCACAAAGCCCAUUUAAGAUGGAGGGUCCUGGGGUAGACUUUGUUGAUUCAAACUUAACAUAGCCUUGAUUUAUCACGAUAUACACGCAAUAUUAACCAUGUAUGCAAUUAGUUGAAGGAUACGGUAUAUGAAAGGAAACUCACGAAUGAACAACGUUGGUUAUUUAUGGGGAUAAGCAGUUGAAUAAAAUUCUUCAACUUGU
Lethenteron reissneri (Far Eastern brook lamprey) is the source of this 6363-nucleotide messenger RNA. RefSeq names its product TATA element modulatory factor 1 (gene TMF1). NCBI's taxonomy places the organism in Eukaryota, Metazoa, Chordata, Hyperoartia, Petromyzontiformes, Petromyzontidae. Gene Ontology annotation, cellular component: Golgi apparatus; endoplasmic reticulum. The record is from RefSeq and is a predicted model, not a curated record.